Molecule: messenger RNA, 1166 nt
Organism: Spodoptera frugiperda (fall armyworm)
Lineage: Eukaryota; Metazoa; Arthropoda; Insecta; Lepidoptera; Noctuidae
Exons: 6
Coding region: 103-1077 (324 amino acids)
Source: RefSeq, a predicted model, not a curated record
ACAACGAAUAAAAAGGUAAAUUUAAAGAAGAUUACAAAGAAGCCAGUCACAGUAAGACAAGUAUAUAAGACAAAGCAUAAAAGACUACAUGUUAACAAAUUAAUGAAAAAGUCGACCAAUGUCCGCAAAGAACCUUCAACACACAAAGACAAAGAAAGCGAUGAUGCAGAGGACACCAGCUCUGUGACUACACCAGCACAAGUGAAUAUAAAACGUACACACCAAACUACAACCACGAUGCUUCCAUACUUCCAAAUGAUUGAGGAUCUGAAGGAAGGCUACAUGGUGGUGUUCUUGAUGGAGCUGAUGAGGAUCAUGGCUUCUAAAGACAAGGACGACCUGUUUGAAGUCCUCGUCCACACUGAACAGAUCGCGUUGCAACUUCGCGAGACUGGGAAGAUUAUCUGGCUCGGGCAGCCUCUCCUACACGUCACUAUGAAACUGGCAAAAUUCAUGACUGAAGCUGAAACGGGAGUCAUACAAAAACACGCUUCAAAGUUAAAAAGAAAGAUAAGUAGACGUCACCAGGAGCUAUCUUCUGAAGUGAACACCAUCAUAGACUAUGCUGACAUGCUGUAUGAUGAUGAAGAAGGCACGCAACUGUUCAGUGCGCUCAAAGACUUUGAUGACUAUCCUAACACUAUAACAUCAGGAUAUACAAUAUGUCUAGCAUUGAUAGAGAGCUUCCUAAAGCCGUAUCGACGGCUCAGUAAUACGGAGUUACGUCAACAAUUACUAGACUCUGUUAACUUAGAGCUAAGAGCUAGAAAUGAAGCAGACCGGUCGGAGGACAAUGCUUUGGGAUUCUUAGCAAUAGAACAAAGACCACCACUAGAAUCAGAGAGCGACACUUCACCAUUCUCGAGGAAAUCACAAAAGCAAAUGAGACAGAAACUACAAAAGACAAGGACAAAACAUUCGACAAUCAAGCAGGAACUCACGACGUUUCAACCAGGCUACAGCGACGACAUCUAUCGACGGAGACUCAGCUAUACAUCGGACAAUCGGUACCAAUACCCCAUGUUGAGAAACAUGAAGCCGAUUACAAGUAUACAGAGGCGGUUUAAAAUAGGGUAGAUGUUAGCCGGUAAACGAGCAGACGGAUCACCUGAUGGUAGGCAAUCGCCGCCGCCCAUGGACACUUGAAACACCAGAGGCGUUACAAG